Messenger RNA from Cherax quadricarinatus, 13858 nucleotides. NCBI's taxonomy places the organism in Eukaryota, Metazoa, Arthropoda, Malacostraca, Decapoda, Parastacidae. The record is from RefSeq and is a predicted model, not a curated record.
GUGACGUCACUAUCCGGGACCUGGAACAGCUGAUUCUCCAAAGUGUAAACAAGAGAGUGAAUCAGGAGCCUCUGUUAUGACUUUCUCCACACCUUGACACCUUUCUCCUCGUCCCACCUGCUUCGCCAGCACUUUCUACACUAUGUGAAAGGUGAGAGAGAGUUUGGAGCACGCCACAUUGUUUGUAGCGAUGGAACCCCGCAGGGGCGCCUUUAUCAGCGGUGGCCCGGGAGUUGCUCACAGUAUCAGAAUAGAAGGCUCGGCUGGUUUAUCCAGGAUCCCGCCAAGUUUAUCAGUGGCAUCCUCUGCUCCUACUCCUAGUUCAGCCAUCAUGAGCUCCCUGGCUUCCUACACUUCAGAGGCCAAUUACGACAACUCCUUCAAUUCUCUUCUGUCGCUCCGUAAGUCUGUAAAUUUCUGCCACCCAAAUGCUGAUGCCAAGCUUAAGCUUGCCCAAAAUACUCUGCAUAAUCAUGGGCUUUCUGCAUGCAUUCACCCAUUUCUGUGUAAACAAUGUAUCGUGCUUGCAGUGUCUGAUGUCAUUAUCUACCGAACGCGCUCAGAAAGACUCAACACUGAUAUGUACAAGUUUUUGGCAGAGGCUUCGAGAGCAUACACAAAGUACUUUCGUGCAGACUUGGAGGCUGUGGCACGUAAAGCUGAGUGUGACUGUGUCUUUGGUCCUCCUGUGUUUAUAUUCCACGACACAAGACACACCAGUGUUCUCAAAGAAGGUACAGUAGCUUUCCAGCCACAUGGUACUGUGACUUUUUAUUUAGUAAUUAAAUUAUUUUCUAACCAUGUACAGACUAUAAAUAAAAAAUUCAGUGGGCAAAUCCAGAGCACUGAACCAGCAUUUCCAGAUGAGUACUUUACCUGCACGAGUGUUUGUGCUGCCUGCCAGGCUCGCUGCUGUCUCUUCAUGAACCAUGCAACUCAUGAUAAUGGCUCGAAAGAUCACGAAGCUGAACGCCAGUGUAAAUACCAUCAUCAGUUUGAAAACAAGGUUUUCCUGUGUCGGAAAUGUGACAGUGAAGGAGAGAGACGAAUUGUAAUACCCAAGACUUCAUCGGCUAAGGACAGCACAUGGCUGGGUCUUGCUAAAUAUGCAUGGGCAGGGUACGUGCUGGAGUGCGAGAAGUGCGGCAUUAUCUACCGGAGCCGUCAGUACUGGUACGGUAACGAGUCUCCGGACAGGUGCGAAGUAAAAGAAGAGUACCAGCAUGUAUGGUCAGGCACUGUCGUUGGUGGAGCAGCACAUGCUGGCAGACAGGUGUGUGCUCUUAUAUUGGGUGGAGUUUUAGGACUCUCUUUCCCUAAUGUUCUUGCACUACAGCAUUGCAAGAUGUGCCAGGAGCCUCUCGACACCAUCCAUCACUGUCGCAAGUGCGGUGAAGGAUUCUGCGACGGCUGUUCUGAUGUUAAAAUGGCCGUGCCUGAACUGGGAUGGGGCGAGGAGCCGGUCAGAGUCUGCAAAAAUUGUUUUAAAGCCAGAACUAACCACAGUGUAGGCAGUGAAGAUUACGAUUGCAGUACCGACGAGCAAACGGUGAUUGUUCGACAGGUUAGUGAAGUCAUAUCCGGAACCUUGGCGUCUGUGGCAAAAUAUCCAAUAGAAUUUUUAAAGGACAGUGCACGACCAUCGUAUUGGACGCCCGAUGAAAUUAUUACAACUUGUAUAGUGUGUGAGAAAGAAUUUGGACCUAGACUAACUUUGCAUCAUUGUCGAGCUUGUGGUCAAGGCGUCUGUGACAAAUGUUCGCCAAACCUUAGGCCAGUCAAGGAACGAGGUUGGGACCACCCUGUACGGGUCUGUAACAACUGCCUUAAGUAGUCUGUGUUCUUGAUGAUUUAUUUCAUGCGUAAGUAAAACCCACUUUCUAAAUUUUGUAAAAACAUAUUACUGAAGCCAAGUGACAUAGUGAAGAAAGAUACAUGUUGCGGAAAAGCUCUUUGGGGGACAAUGUUUUGCUCAGCGUAGAGCUUUGUUGUGACUUGAUGGAGCUCUACACAGAGUGAAACGUCCUGACAAAAGCUUAUUGUUCAACAUGUGUCCUUUAUUUUCAAAAAUAUUGCUGCUUGACUAAAAGAGCUGCCCUCAGGAAUGUACAUCAAGAUUUUAAAGUCUUGGUAUCCUCUCUUCUUUUAAGUGUAAAUAGCAUUUUGGGAAAGAAGGAUUCCUGUCAAAAUAUAUAUGAAUUUUAAUUUUAACUUUUAUAAAUACAGUACAGUAGUGCAGUUCAAGGAUUAGGAUCAGUUUUGGGGGUGAAAGUUACUCGAGUACAGUUGGGUUAGUAUGAUGGUUGCAGUCUUUAGUUGUCUUGGUGAUAAAACUUUAAUGGCUACAGUCCCAAACAACUUGAUAAAACUUUUAUUUUUCACAGCCUCAAACAACUUGGUAAAAGUUCCUUAUUCAGUCCCAAAGAACCUUGAUAAAACUUAAUUGUUUACAGUCCCAAAAAACUUGGAUAAAAGUUCAUUGUUUACAAUCCCAAAGAACCUUGAUAAAACUUCAUUGUUUAAAGUUCCAAAGAACCUUGAUAAAACUUCAUUGUUUAAAGUUCCAAAGAACCUUGAUAAAACUUCAUUGUUUACAUUUGCAAAAGAACCUUGAUAAGGCUUCAUUGUUUACAGUUGCAAAGAACCUUGAACUUGGGCUAUCAUGUCUUUACACUUCAAUGUUUAUACUGUUACUAUCUUAGAAUGAUCAUUGUAGUGAUAGCAAUAAAGUGAAUGUAUUUGUUAUCAGCGUUAUGUUCUGAUGUUUAGGCUUACUGCUACGUGAUUGGUGCCUGCUGUGGCUGGUGCCGACUGUGGCUGGUGCCCGCUGUGGCUGGUGCCUGCUGUGGCUGGUGCCUGCUGUGGUUGGUGCCUGCUGUGGUUGGUGCCUGCUGUGGCUGGUGCCGACUGUGGCUGGUGCCCGCUGUGGCUGGUGCCUGCUGUGGCUGGUGCCUGCUGUGGUUGGUGCCUGCUGUGGUUGGUGCCUGCUGUGGCUGGUGCCUGCUGUGGUUGGUGCCUGCUGUGGCUGGUGCCGACUGUGGCUGGUGCCCGCUGUGGCUGGUGCCUGCUGUGGUUGGUGCCUGCUGUGGUUGGUGCCUGCUGUGGCUGGUGCCUGCUGUGGUUGGUGCCUGCUGUGGCUGGUGCCUGCUGUGGCUGGUGCCUGCUGUGGUUGGUGCCUGCUGUGGCUGGUGCCUGCUGUGGCUGGUGCCUGCUGUGGUUGGUGCCCGCUGUGGCUGGUGCCCGCUGUGGCUGGUGCCCACUGUGGCUGGUGCCCGCUGUGGCUGGUGCUCACUGUGGCUGGUGCCCGCUGUGGCUGGUGCCCGCUGUGGCUGGUGCCGACUGUGGCUGGUGCCCGCUGUGGCUGGUGCCUGCUGUGGAUGGUGCCUGCUGUGGCUGGUGCCUGCUGUGGUUGGUGCCUGCUGUGACUGGUACGUGCUCUGGCUAGUGCUUGCUAUGGCUGGUACCUGCUAUGUCUGGUACCUACUUUGACUGGUAUAUUUGGUGAGUUUUUCCAAAAAAGUCAUUAGGUGAAGUAAGCUCAUGAGGUUCCAUCCACAGCUUUAACUUUGUCAUGAGUGAGAACAAUGAAAACCCACAGUAGACAAGCCACAGUAGACAAGCCACAGUAGACAAGCCACAGUAGACAAGCCACAAUAGACAUUGCCAGUAGGAAACCGGACCUCUGCUUGCUGCAGAUACCUGAUCAUCCAGGUUAUGAUGGCUGUGGCCUGCAGUUCUGCAACAGCCAGAUUCACAAGGCAGUUAAGGAAAUUUUGGUUUUAUUCUAGGCUGUGAGCUUAGAAAAACCUCAGAACCAGUCUUAGGCAUGUACUCGCCUAUAUGUGGUUGCUUGGGUCAAAUCACAGCUCCUGGCUGAGCUGCAUGGAAAUUCUUGAUACAGCAAAACCUCAGAUUAACAUAAUUUUAAAAUAUUGGUCAGAAUCCAGUGAGUAAAUUAUUCAAAAUCCUUUAUUUUCAAUGUUUAUUACAUUAUAUUUGUAAACUGUGUGUGCAGUAUAUUUGUAAACUGUGCAUACAGGAUAGUAUUUAUAAACUGUGAAUGCAGUACUAUCAUAGGUAUUCACUGGAGCACUUCAGAGUUCACAAAAUCAUAACAUGAUUUCACAUAAACCAAGGAGCAGGUGGGGUUAAAACCCAUGGCAGGUGAAUCGUAAAACUCUUGGCUAGUGCUUUAACCACUAGGCCAACACUGGCCUAGAGUUUCAGAACUCACUUGCUGUGGAUUCAAGCCCCAUUCUGUGGUUCGUUUACUUACGUGCUUUUUUUUCUGCUAUAUUUUAACAUUAUUCAGAUUAGUCUGCCCAAAAUGCACCACAUACUAAUGGCUUUCUUUUGUACCUAACAGUAUUUUAUUACAUGUAAACUACAUUAUCUGUAUACUGCAGAAAAAAACUAAAGUUAUUAUUAUUAUUUAUCAGAUGCUCAGAUAAUUCUCCCAUAUAAGUACAGUAGAAUCCCCAUAUCCGUGGGGGAUACUUUCCAAUACUUACCUUGGAUACCCAAAACCGUGGAUAAUAGCAAACCCUACAUAUAUGUAUUGUUUUUCGUUUACAUUCAUACUUAUGAUGAAGUUUAAUUGUUAAAUUACACACAAUAAGUGGAGAAUUAUCACUUUUUCACUGAUGGGAAGCACUUCACGGCCUUUCUUAGCCUUUGAAGAAGUGCCACCAUCACUACUUACGCACUUUGGCUUCAUUAAGCAAAAUUAAGGGUUAUUUUUGGGUACGGUAAACCAUGGUUAACUGACACUGUAGAAACCAGACCCACGGAUACGGCGGUCCUAUGUACUACAUUACAUUGAAGUUUUGCUGUCUUGGGAAAAAUAUGCAUUAGCUCGUGCCAGACAGUGAGAAGCAUUUAGAAAAAUAUUCUCCAGGUUUUGUAUCCAGAAUAAAAGACAAAUCUUACCAUUUACAAGUAGUGAUUUAGAAGUAAUUGUCUUACUGAAAUGUCAUAAAUUUAUUGUACACCAAUUUCUUAGAAGUGAUCACGUUAUUUUCCAGCAUAUAAGGCGCACAAGUACAUAAGACGUAUAAGACAAUGUUUCUAAGCAGUUGUAAAGUAACAUUAGUAAAUGACUGCUAAAGCAUAACCCAAAGCCUACUCUUGACCCUGACCUUGAGUAUAUAAGGUACAGGGAAUUUUCCAAGACAAUUUUGGGAAAAGUGCACCUUAUAUGCUGGAAAAUACUAUGUCCUUCCUACUGAUAUGUCAUGAAUCCACUGUAAACAAUUUUCUUGCCUAUUUGUAUUCCUACUUUGGGUUAUAUCUAUUAUCAAAGACAUUGUUAAAGAUUAUAUGUUUUGGAAAUAUGAUAAUUGGAUUAUUUCAAGAAAUAUAAUGUGAUAUUUCUUUAUAUAGUUUUUAUGUACAGUAUUACUUUUUAAUUAGUUUUUUGGGCUACAGUAAACCCUCUUAUAAAGUAACAUUACAUAAUGCAGUUUUGUCUAAAUGCACUUGAAAAAAGUGCAUUCACUUGCAUAGUGCUUGAAAAAGAAUAAAAUAGUACAGUGCUAUGACUUGCAAAGUACACAAAUAACAUACACAUAGGAGAAAGAAAUUAAUGAUGUUUUGGUCCGACUUGGACCAGGCGGACCUAAGUUUCAUUCUCCUAUGUGCAAUUUAUUUGUGCUUGAAAAAAAUCCUUGAUACUACGCUUGAUAAGUGUGGAAACAUCUAGUUAUUUGAAAAAUCUUAGUAGUCUCCUCUGGAAUUUUUCCCCUCUGAGCUAUGAUGGGCCUAAGCUGAAGUGUUUGGAGAGGCAUAGCCCCUCCUUCCCCCACCACCACUCCUGCCUCCUACUGUUGCUUUCUGGGAGUGCCACUUACCUUUGUGUUCAUCUGUUGGUUUUGAAUCAUCUUAUCACCCAAAUUCACCUUUAAAUGAGUUGAGGCAAUCCACGUGGAGACAGACACAGAGUAGAAAGGGACUGUAUGUUUUGAUAUCCGUCGGAGGUCUAAUGUUGAAGAUGGUCUCAAAUGGAAAUUAAUAUACAUAUGCAGUCUCUUUCUGCACUGUGUUUGCCUCCAUGCAUGUGUUUCCUCCUUUAAUUGACAAGUGUCCACCACAUUUUGAUGCUUCAUUUCUGGAUAUUAACCAUAGCACUCAGGAGGAGUGCUAGUGAGCCAGAGGUGCCACAGAGAAUGAGCAUGAAUCUCUGAUGGUCUUGAAGGAAGUGGUGGUUUUAGAUAUGCUUCGAAGUGGUGCAUAGUUGAUGCAGAUUGUCUGCACCUUUUUUUCUUUUUUAAAGCCCAGCCCAUCUAAGGCAUACUGCCACUCCCCAGGAUGCCACUCACACUGGUCAGCUAACACCUAGGUACCUCCUAACUGUUAGGUGAACAGGGACAGCAGGUGUAAGGAAACAUGCCCAACAUCCCUACAAUUAAGUGAUGAUGGGAAGAUAAUAAGUGCUUACACAAUGGUUAUUGCAGUGUGUGUCCUGUGAAUGUGUCAUGGAGGUCAGUAGUGCAAAGUAACACAGAUCAGAAAUACCUUAUAGAGUACUGGCAUAUUUCACUUAUAUAGUGGAUUGGGUUCCAGACUGCCACCAUAAAGCAAAUAUCACCAUAAAGCAAGUCACAGCCUUUUUUUUUUUACUUGCCAGUGCAUAUAAAAGCCUAAAAAUAUGUUGGCACUAUCAUUUAUUAAGUGAACAAUGCACUAGGCCUAAAAGAAGAUGCAAAAGCAAAACUAAUGUAAAAGAUAUGAAAACUGCCAAAAACCACCUUAAGAGCAAGACAAGCACUGAAAAUAAUAAACAACAAUACAAUUAAUAUAUAUAUAUGCAUAUGUUUCUAAGCUGUUGUGUUCUGAGCACCUCUGCAAAAACAAUGAUUGUGUGAGUGAGGUGAAAGUGUUGAAUGAUGAUGAAAGUAUUUUCUUUUUGGGGAUUUUCUUUCUUUUUUGGGUCACCCUGCCUCGGUGGGAGAUGGCCGACUUGUUAAAAAAACAAAUACGUAAUUAAAAAGUGCUGUAUUAACGUAGUAUGCCUGUAUAGGAGGGCCCUGCUUAUAUAGCAGGUUGGGUUCGGGGCGCUGUAAGGUCCCACUUAUGCAGCAGAUUAGGUUACGGGCUACUGCUGUAAAGUGAAACAUAACCUUCUUUAUUUCACUUGUAAAUGCAUAUUAAAGACUGACAACGUGUUUACACUAUCAUGUAUUAAGUGAACCAUAGAGCUUGGGCUAAAAAAAUGCAUAUACAGUAUGCAUAUUACUUACCUUAAAAUAUUUUUGCUUUUAACUUAUAGUGAGUGGUGAAUAUAUUUAUUGUAGGAAGUCUGAAUAAAUGAAGAAUGGCUCUAAUUGAAAAAACGCUGCAUUAGCAAACUGCUACAUAGUGAAGCACUAAAGUGAAGCCCUCCUGUACUUGAAAACCCCAAUACAACCAUCAGCUACUGAUAACUUAGCAUGCAGGUCAGCACAGGAAUCACAGCCAUCCACCACAGCCCAGUAUGGCCACAUCAACCCUCUCUCCAUACACUUCCAUGUCAACAAGCAGCAACUAGAAUGUAAGGUGAGAUAAACUGUAUUAAUUUGUACCUAAUAAAUUAAAAAAAAUAGGUUGCUUGGUAAAUUUGGAUGUGUGUGGAACAUGAACUUAUUUUCUCAUAUAUUCUUCACUUCACUUAAUGUUAAUUUCCACAAGGCACUGAUUUUCAGGACCAUAUCCUGAUGUUAUAAGAGGGUUUAUUAUCCCGGUGUUAUGAGAGGGUUUACUGCAUUUGUAUUUUUCUGAUGUAUUAAUUUUGUGAAUUACAUAAUUUUAACAACUCUAAUACAAUAUAACUUUUAAUAUUUUCUUAAGUUUUAUAUAUUUUAUAGUCUUUCAAAAAAGUACUUUUCUGCUUUAAUGCACUGUAUAUAUUUUGUGUAUAUUAUAUACUUUUAACAGCUAUUUUCAAAAAAGUAUUAUGUCUUUUAAUGCAUUCUUAUCAUUCUCAACAUUAAUAUUAAAUAUCUUAGGGUGUUCCAUUUUCUUUCUGCCACUUUAUUUAUGGGUGAUAUCUUAAGAAUGUUCCUUGCAUAAUUUUCAAAUGUAGAAAAUUUACAAUGAAUAAGACACGUGUGCAGGACCUGAGCAUCAUUAUUAGUGAAAUAUGUUGCCUGCACAACAGGCUUUUUCAGUCGGAUACUGGUGAAUGUAACGUUGGCAACAGUAGUAGUAAUAGUAGUACACAGAUAAUCCGCAUAUAGGAGAGAGAAGGUUAUUGGACCAAUUACAAGUUAGUGUUACUUGUAAUUGGUCCAAGUCGGACUGAAACGUCAUCAUAAUCUUCUCUCUCCUGUGUUCGGGAUAUUUAUAUAUCAUUCCAGUCACAGUAUUAUGCCUUUUUGUUACUUAGUAAUAGUUUUGGGAUUAAAGACACUGAUAGCAGAGGAUGCUUUUAAUAAGUUUCACCCAAGACUGGACUUUAUCACACACCUUGAUAAAGGUCACCCUAGGGUGAAUCAUUGUAUUUAGAAGAUCCUCUGUCACCAGUGUCUUCAUUCUUACUUGUUGGCUUUUGUCAUUGUCUACCUGAGUAGGAGUAGAGAAAAUAGACACAAAUGUGGUAUAAUGCGAUCCUUUAUUGACUGUGUUUGCCCACACAGUGGACUUGACCACAUAUUUGUGACUUGAUGAAGCCUGCUGUGUGUGCAAAAUGUAGUCAAUAAAAAACUAGGUAGUAGGUUGGUAGACAGCAACCGCCCAGGGAGGUACUACUGUCCUGCCAGGUGAGUGUAAAACUGAAGCCUGUAAUUGUUUUACACGAUGGUAGGAUUGCUGGUUUCUUUUUUUUUCUGUCUCAAACACAUGCAAGAUCAGGUACGUCUUGCUACUUCUACUUACACUUAGGUCACACUAACAUACAUGUACAAGCAUAUAUAUACACACCCCUUUGGGUUUUCUUCUAUUUUCUUUCUAGUUCUUGUUCUUGUUUAUUUCCUCUUACCUCCAUAGGGAAGUGGAACAGAAUUCUUCCUCUGUAAGCCAUGCGUGUUGUAAGAGGCGACUAAAAUGCCGGGAGCAAGGGACUAGUAACCCCUUCUCCUGUAUAUAUUACUAAAUGUAAAAGGAGAAACUUUCGUUUUUCCUUUUGGGCCACCCCGCCUCAGUGGGAUACAGCCAGUGUGUUGAAAGAAGAAGAAAAAACUGCAUUAUACCAUAUUUGUGUCUGUUUCUCCAUUGUGUCGGUAUUCAUACCAUUUAUCUAUAGUGAGCAGUAACGCUGAUGUUAUCAGUCCAUCCGUGUUAAUAGGUGAUCAGUCCCUCCUAUCAAAGGCAAUGGACUGAUCACAUCAAAGCUAUUACUUUUACUCUCCCUGCUGGUAUAUAGGGGCUCCUUGACUUACAAUGGUUCAACUUAAGAUAUUUCGACUUUACAAUGGUGCAAAAGCAAUUUGGAGAUGAAACUUAGGGUAAUUACCCGGCAUGAAGGUGGCAAGUCCGUAACUUGUAUUCAGUUAUUUACUCAUCAAUACUGGUACGUAUUUAGUUAGUUACAGUAAUUAUUUAUUUAGUUAUUCAAUGGCAGUAGUUAUUUAUUUCUUUCAACACGCCAGCUGCAUCCCACCGAGGCAGGGUGAUUUAAAGAGAACGAAAGGUUUUCUUUUUUAAAUUUAGUAAAUUAUACUGGAGAAGGGGUUACUAGCACCUUGCGCCUGACAUUUUAGUUGCCUCUUAUGGCACGCAUGUUUGCCUGAAAUGCCCUGGCAUGUUAGUGGCUUUCUUAGUACUUAACAACACUUUUUAAAAAGUAAGUCACACAUUGUAACCUUUGCAAAGAAAUAAAAUUUGUAUUUGAAGGCAUCUUUUUCACUCUUGCAUGGAGAAUAGUUAUUUAUUUAGCAUAUCAUAUUCAUGUUCAACCAAGAGCAAGGGGCUAGUAACUCCUUCUCCUGUAUACAUUACUAAAGUUCAAAAGAGCAACUUUUGUUUUCUUUUUGGGUCACCCUGCCUUGGUGGGAUACAGCUGGUUUGUUGAAAGAAGACGAUUCAUAUUCAGCUUGAAAUAUUUUUGACUUACGAUGGGUUUGUCGGAACGUAACCCCCUUCAUUAGUUAAGGACUACCUGUAUGUCUCUUUUCAACUAAAAAAGGCUUAUUGUGUAGGUGAAACACUUCCCCAAGAAAGAUGCCUAAGUGUUGAACAAGUGUCUUAUUCGUCAAGUUAUUAGUAAUGUAUACCAUCAUAAUUUGGUAAAUAAUUUAUGUAUGCUUGCACAAAAAGUGUAGAUCAUUGCUUAGUGAUCAUCUUGUGUACACCAGUGUAACUCCUUAGUUGUUUUUUUGGGCACUUUGAAUCCCCUAGUGGCUAUUUUUGGCAGUUUGAAUACCUUAGUGGCCAUUUUGGGCAGUGUAGCCCUCUGGUAGCCAUUUUGGGUAGUUUGAAUCCCCUAGUGGCUAUUUUGGGCAGUCUGAAUCCUCUAGUGGCUGUUUUGGGCAGUGUAGCCCUCUUGUGGUCAUAUUGAGCAGUGUUGCCUCCCUGGAGGCUAGAGCAAUGUAACUUCCUGGUGGCCAUUUUGGGCGCUGUAAAUUCCUGUGUGGCCAUUUUGAGCAGUGUAACUUCGUGGUGGCCAUUUUAGGCAGUUUAAUCUAUUGGCCAAUAUAAUUCCUUGGUGGCCAUGUUGAGCAGUGUAACUCCCUUGAUUGCCAUUUAAGUCGGUGUAACAUCUUGGCAGCCAUUUUAAUGUUAAAACCCCAGUGUCAGUUUUGGUAAUAAUUUGUUUUUGUCUGUCUACCGAAUGACAAUAAAUAAGCUUCAAUAAAGCAAUCCUUCCGAUGUCAUAGAAAAAAUUAUGCUCACGUAACCCCGCUCUUUGGAGAGGAAACGUCAGGCGAUGUUUUAAUUAGUCCUGGACCAACCAAUGUUGUUGAACUAUAACCUGGUACAGUGGAACCUCAGUCCUCGAACUUAAUUCAUUCCAGAAGGCUGUUCAAGUGCCAAUCCAUUUGAGAUUCGAACAAAUUCUUCUCAACCAAUUUUCUUUUUGGUUGGCUGUUAUCACUAAUCUUCAUAGGCCCCAUGUGACUUAUUAUUAUAUUAUACUAGCCCUUGUGGCUUAGCGCUUCUUUUUUAUUAUAAUAAUAAUAAUAUUAUAUUAUACAAAUAAUAUAAAAAACACCCAAAAAUGUGAAGAAACACGAAAUAGUUUACAGCGAAGUUCUGGCAGAUUAUGUUUGUUUGGUCAAGUGCUGAGCUUUGUCCGAGUAGGGAGUUGUUCGAGUACUGAGGUUCCACUGUAUUUUCCUGCUGGUGUUUGUUUUUUGUUCCUGGAGCAAAACAUUGUCUAAAGUCUCCUGAUUGUAUUUUGGGUUAAUUAUGAAUUGUUAGGUAAAAGGACACAAGUGCAACUAAUGUGACAAUUUAUUUUUGCAAUGUUUCACUCUUCAGGAGCUUUGUCAAGACAUUUCAGAGUGACAAAGCUCCUGGAGAGUAAAACAUUGCCGCAAUAAAAUGUCUUAUUACAGUAGGACCCCUGUAUCCACAGGGGAUAUGUUUCAAGAACCUGCCAUGGAUACCGAAACCGUGGAUAGUAGCAAACCCUAUAUGUAAAUUUUAUACAUACCUAUUAUAAAGUUUAAUUGAUAAAUUAUGCGCAGUAAGUGGAGAAUUGUCAUUUUUCACUGGUGAGAAGCACUUCGCUGCUUCUCUUAGGCAUUGAACAACUGCCAACUUCUCUACUUUUGUGCUCUGGGACCAUUAUUAUGCAAAAUUAAGAGUUAUUUUUGGGUCACAGUAAACUGUGGAUAACUGAAACCGUGGAUACCGAAUCCCUGGAUACGGGGAUUCUACUGUAGUUGAACAUAUAUCCUUUUAUUAACAUAUUGUUAGUAAUUCUACCUAUAUAAUGAAUUGUGCCUGCCAUGGUAUUGUGAUUUUUUACUUUGAAAGUUGACAUGAUUCAGGAUGGAUAAAAUAAGGAAUUAUGUAUAUACAUUUGGGCUCCGAAUAUUCCACGUGGAUUGUAUCUAAAGCAGUUCAUGAACUUGGAGUCAAAAUGUUCAAUGUAAAAUGCUCAAAGUGUAAAAAAAGUAAGAUUUUCACAUGGUAGUAUUGUAUUUUGUCAAAAUAAAAUAAAAUAAAAUAAAUUUGAUGACAUGGGUGUUAGUCAUAUAAUAAACAGCUAAUGAAGCUUUAGGUCAUAUGAUCAAAUGUUUCUGGUAGCUUGCUGGUCUUCUGAUGUGGGUGUUAUUCAUGAAAUGACCCACUCAUGCAGCCAACAGUAACAGCCUGGUUGAUAAGACCCUGAUCCACCAUGAGGCCUGAUCACAGCCCGGGCUGUGGGGGCGUUGAGCCCCGAAACCCUCUCCAGGUAUACUUAUUGGAGAUUUUGGUUCUCUGAGUGAGGCCUUGUGCUGGGCUAGUGGUCUACUCUCUAGAACAUUAAAUGUUACAUCAUUAGAUAUGGAGGACAGGUGGAGAUAUGUUGCAGUUUUUGAACAGUAGUAUUGGCAUGCUUCUGGCAAGACAGUGAUGGAAUGAAGGAUGGUGAAAGUGUUUCUUUUUUGGGUCACCCUGCCUUGGUAGGAAACGGCCAACAUGUUAAAAAAAAAAAAAUUAUUAGAUGUGAUGGCAGGUUAUCUGCCUGGUAUAAAAUUAUACCACCAAGUAGUAUAUUAAGAUUCUCUUGCUCACAUUAAUAUGUAAAACAAUCACAGGGGGAGUUGAAUGAUAGUUCUAAGCCUUUCGUAUUGCAGUUAACACAUCAGGAGCUUGCUGUGUUCCAGAAAUGAGGAAGAAGUCCUAGGAGAUUAGUUCAGGUGAACAUUCUAAAACAUUCCUCUGAACUAAUCUGCUGGGACUUCUUAUUCAUUUCUGCAAUACUGCAAGCUCCUGAUGUGUUAACUGCAAUACAAAAGGCCUAGAGCUAUCAUUCAACUCCCCCCGUGGUUGCUUUGCACCUUGUAUUGCUUGUUUACGAUUGGUGCAUUAACAUGUAAGUGUACUACUGCAUAUAUGAGCCGUUGUCAAAAUUCAGGUUUUGCAAACUAAUGUUGUUUAUCUAUAAAAUAUGUCUGGGUAUUUUUCCAACUGAUAUUUAUUUUUUGUAUUCAUGGGGUAGCACUAAACAAGUAAGGGUCAUACAGUGCCUGGGACAUGGAAAGCAAUUAGAUUUAAUCAAAGGAAGGAGAGGGUAGCACCAAUUUCAUGGAUCAAUAGCCCAUCAUCAGUAUCAAGGCAACUCUCUCCUUGAUCUUUCACUGUAAUUUGUGUCAACAAAUAUGGUGUCACCAUUGUUAUGUCACCUAUUGAGCACAUUCCCUCCCUCCCUCUUUCCCUCCCUUCCCUCCCUCCCUCCCUCUUUCCCUCCCUUCCCUCCCUCCCUCCCUCUUUCCCUCCCUUCCCUCCCUCUUUCCCUCCCUUUCCUCUCCUCCCUCCCUCCCUCCUCACAUCUAAUUUGUUUUGUGUGAGUAUGGGUUAAGAAUAACCAUGUAACAUAGCCAAAGCAUAUUGUUGACUGAAAACUUACAGCAUAACAGUAAAGAAAUUCUUGAGUACUAGAGAGUCACCUCUGAGCAUCUCUGUCUAUCUCUCAUGCCAAACAUCCUACAGAUUUAAAUUGAUAUUUUCUUUGCAUUACAGUGUUCUCUGAUGCAGUGUCAGAAUAAUUUGUGCAAUUGUUCUCUCUAGGCAGCAAUAAUGCACAGUUGAUGCAUCAAUAUUAAUAUACUUGAAACUAAUCUCUGCAGACACACAUUGAUAUGUCCUUGGCAGAAAUAAAUCAAUGACUUUUUGGGGGGGUUAUCCUGGUAGGUAAUUUACACACAUUACUAUGUAUGAUAAUUUGUGUAACUGUAUUUAUGUGUACCUGUACCUAAAUAAACUUAUUCUUUCUGCUUAAUAUUAACAGCAA